Acanthosepion pharaonis is the source of this 618-nucleotide messenger RNA. NCBI's taxonomy places the organism in Eukaryota, Metazoa, Mollusca, Cephalopoda, Sepiida, Sepiidae. The record is from the annotation of a GenBank genome assembly.
AUGCUUUCUCUGGAGAUUUAUUUCAUGUGUCAUCCAUACUUACAACGGCCUGGGCAACACGUGUGUUUUUCUUUCAAAAUACCUCCCCCCCCUUGUACCCCACCUCCAACAAAUACAUAUCUACUUACACCAAACAUUCUCCAUACCAUAUCGCCCCCAACCCCCCACUUUUUUUUUUACCUAUCCCUCCAACUACGACUCCAGUUGCUCUCUCUCUCUCUCUCUCUCUCUCUCUCUCCAUUUUUCUUUUUAAUUAAUUUUUUCUUUUCAUUUUUCUUUUCCCGCGUUAAUUCUUUCUUUCCAUUUUUCUUUUCCCGCGUUAAUUCUUUCUUUUCAUUUUUCUUUUCCUCCUCAAUUCUUUAUUUCCACUUUUCCCCUCAUUUGACUUCUUUACAUAUUUCGACCUCCCCUUUUCCUACCUACGUCAUCGUCGGCUUUUUGUCUUUGCAAUUUGUUCACGAGGUACUGCUUCAAUACAACGAGUUUCCUCCAUUUCCGUCUCUAUUUCUCUCUCUCUCUCUGUUUUUCACUCUCUCAUUUUCGCUCUCUCUCUCUCUCUCUCUCUCUCUCUCUCUCUCUCUCUUUUCUCUCUCUCUCUCUCUCUCUCUCUGGGUCUGA